Messenger RNA from Sciurus carolinensis (gray squirrel), 3247 nucleotides. It is a transcript of the gene Pomt1, whose product is annotated as protein O-mannosyltransferase 1. Gene Ontology annotation, cellular component: membrane. NCBI's taxonomy places the organism in Eukaryota, Metazoa, Chordata, Mammalia, Rodentia, Sciuridae. The record is from RefSeq and is a predicted model, not a curated record. Gene Ontology annotation, biological process: protein O-linked glycosylation. Gene Ontology annotation, molecular function: mannosyltransferase activity. Bases 492 to 2669 code for a protein of 725 amino acids. The transcript is spliced from 20 exons.
GAUCGCGUGGAGUCCCCAGCGGCCGAGUCCCAAACGGUCCGCCUCCUGGGAGGUUCCGAGGCGUGACACGGCGCGGGGAGCGCGCUGCCGGGCUCCGAGAAACCCUAGUACGUUUGGGGACUCGAGCCCAGCCGGGAUUCGGAGUCGGUCCGUGCGGGACUCGCCGGGGCCGGGGGCGUCCGGGUCCUGGCGGCGCAGGGCCGCGCAGCCUCGCGGGGAGAGGAGCGCCCGGGCCGCGGAGCCUGGGAGGAGGCGGCUGCCCGGCCGGGUGCCCCAGAGCGACGCGGCCUCGGGAGAGAAGGGCUGCUCGAGGCAGGGACGGCAGGCCCUGAGCGCCCGGAGCUGCCAGUCAGGGGAGGGCGGAGGGGCCGCACCCGCCGCAGCGGCCUCGCGCCCAGCAGGCGUCUGUGAAGCGGGUUGUUGGAGCAGAAUUCCCGGGCCUUUCCAGAGUGCAGCCCGCCCAGGCGUCCUCCAAGCUUCUCUCCUACACCAUGUUGGGAGUUUUGAAGCGCCCUAUCGUGGUGACUGCCGACAUCAACUUGAACGUCGUGGCCCUGACUGGAGUGGGACUUCUGAGCCGACUGUGGCAACUCUCCUACCCACGCGCUGUGGUUUUUGAUGAAGUAUAUUAUGGGCAGUACAUCUCUUUUUACAUGAAACGGAUCUUCUUUUUGGAUGACAGUGGACCUCCAUUUGGCCACAUGCUGCUGGCGUUGGGAGGUUACUUAGGAGGAUUUGAUGGUAACUUUUUGUGGAACAGAAUUGGAGCAGAGUACAGUAGCAACGUGCCCGUGUGGUCCUUGCGCCUGCUGCCAGCACUUGCAGGGGCACUCUCUGUCCCCAUGGCCUACCAGAUUGUGUCAGAGCUCCACUUUUCUCACUCUGCUGCCAUGGGAGCUGCCCUGUUGAUGCUUAUAGAGAACGCCCUGAUCACUCAGUCCAGACUCAUGCUUUUGGAGUCAUUGUUGAUAUUUUUUAAUCUCUUGGCUGUGUUGUCCUACCUGAAGUUCUUCAACUCCCAAAAACACAGCCCUUUCUCUCUGCACUGGUGGUCCUGGCUGAUGCUGACUGGGGUGGCUUGUUCCUGCGCAGUUGGCAUCAAAUACAUGGGUGUUUUCACGUACUUGCUCGUGCUUGGUGUCGCAGCCUUCCAUGCCUGGCACCUGAUUGGAGACCAGACUUUGUCAAAUGGCCGUGUGUUCUCUCACUUGCUUGCCAGAGCCGUGGCCUUGUUGGGCGUCCCGGUCAUCCUGUACUUGCUCCUCUUCUACGUCCACUUGAUGCUGCUCUACCGCUCUGGGCCCCAUGACCAAAUCAUGUCUAGUGCCUUCCAAGCCAGCUUGGAGGGAGGGCUGGCCCGCAUCACCCAAGGCCAGCCACUGGAGGUGGCCUUUGGUUCCCAGGUCACCCUGAGGAGUGUCUUUGGCAAACCCUUGCCCUGCUGGCUCCAUUCCCACCAGAGCACCUACCCCAUGAUAUAUGACAAUGGCCGGGGCAGCUCCCACCAGCAGCAGGUGACCUGUUACCCCUUCAAGGAUGUCAACAACUGGUGGAUUGUGAAGGAUCCUGGGAGGCACCAGCUGGUGGUGAACAGCCCUCUGAGACCCGUGCGGCACGGGGACGUGGUGCAGCUAGUCCAUGGCAUGACUGCCCGCCUCCUCAACACGCAUGAUGUUGCGGCUCCCCUGAGUCCCCACGCGCAGGAGGUCUCCUGCUACAUUGACUACAACAUCUCCAUGCCCGCCCAGAACCUCUGGAGGCUGGACAUUGUGAACAGAGAGUCAGAUAGAGACGUCUGGAAGACCAUCUUGUCAGAGGUGCGCUUCGUGCAUGUGAACACGUCUGCCGUGCUGAAGCUGAGCGGGGCACACCUCCCUGACUGGGGGUUUCGGCAGCUGGAGAUUGUAGGGGAGAAGCUGUCACGGGGUCACCACGGGAGCAUGGUGUGGAACGUGGAGGAGCACCGGUAUGGCAAAAGCCAGGAGCAAAGGGAGAGGGAGCUGGAACUGCACUCCCCUACUGAGGUCGACAUCAGCAGGAACCUCAGCUUCAUGGCCAGAUUCUCGGAACUGCAGUGGAGGAUGCUGACACUGAGGACUGAGGACUCCGAGCACAGGUACAGCUCCACGCCGCUGCAGUGGGUCACCCUGGACACCAGCAUUGCUUACUGGCUGCACCCCAAGACCAGCGCUCAGAUCCACCUGCUUGGAAACGUCGUGAUCUGGGCCUCGGCCAGCCUCGCCACCGCGGCCUACACCCUGCUCUUUUUCUGGUACCUGCUUAGACGGCGAAGGAACGUCUGUGACCUCCCCGAGGAUGCCUGGCAGCACUGGGCCUUAGCCGGGGCCCUGUGUAUCGGCGGCUGGGCACUGAACUACCUGCCCUUCUUCCUGAUGGAGAAGACGCUCUUCCUCUACCACUACCUGCCCGCACUCACCUUCCAGAUCCUUCUGCUCCCGAUGGUCCUGCAGCACGUCAGUGAUUACCUGUGCAGGUCCCAGCUGCAGAGAAGCCUCCUUAGCGCCCUGGUCAUAGCCUGGUUUUCCACUGCAUGCCACGUGUCGAACAUGCUGCGCCCACUGACCUAUGGGGACAGGCCACUCUCACCCAGUGAACUCCAGGCCCUUCGCUGGAAAGAUAGCUGGGACAUCCUGAUCCGAAAACACUAGCAGAACCAGCACGAGAGCCGUCGGGCUGGGUAGGGCAGGCUCUUACAGCGCGCUCAUCUUUCACAAGCAGAGGGCUCUCAGCCUGCAGUCUGGCGGGCUCACGGGGAUGCCCCGGAACUUAAUUGUGGUUUCAUUCUUGAAGCAGUCCUCUGAAGAGCACCUCAUUUGGAGUGGUUUUAUUUUUCUCUGAAGAACUUUUUCCCUCCACACCCUCCCACCCAUGAGUUUCAAUGGCCAGCACAGGAGCCACUUGCAAGCAGGCCAGUGACAUGCAAGCCAGGACCUGCCUGACAGGCCCUCACGGCAUGGGCUUGGCAUUUGAUCUGAUGGGCUCACUCAUCCAAGCAGGCCAGCCCUGUCCUCAGCAAGGGCCUGCAGGGUCGCCCUGGACAGCCAUCUGUUGGUGUGAACAUCUUUUUGAGGCCUCCAGUGAAUGCUGUUUAAAGACUGUGACUCCUCAGGUUGCUUUUUAGAAACACUUCUGUGAGAUUUUGCUGAGACAACAGUGGAGGUUGGGUCAUCCAGACGUGUCUCUGCCCAUGAUACGCUGCCUUCUUCAAUAGAAAUAAAGAGACAAA